Messenger RNA from Fomitopsis serialis, 4182 nucleotides. RefSeq lists its product as uncharacterized. Bases 1 to 4182 code for a protein of 1393 amino acids. NCBI's taxonomy places the organism in Eukaryota, Fungi, Basidiomycota, Agaricomycetes, Polyporales, Fomitopsidaceae. The transcript has 16 exons. The record is from RefSeq and is a predicted model, not a curated record.
AUGCCUUCUGCCCGUGGCAAAGCCAAAGACACCAGCGAGCGGUCGCGCACCAACAAGCGCGGCAAAAAAGCGCAGAAUGCGACAGCGAAGGGAGCACGAAACGUCGCGGGUGGCACUGAGAUUCCGCAGGACAGCCGCGCGCGAGACAAGGACAUUAGCGAGGAGGAAAGCAAACUCUGGGACUCGAUGACCACCGAGUGGGACGAAAUCAGCCCGGCGAGGCGGCUCGAGUUGGAUAGGAGGGCACGCGAUGCGUUUCUGGGGACGAUGAAGUUCGACAUCAUCGAGACGAAGACGGAUGCUAUCGUUCCCCGCUUCGGCAUGUACAACGAUCGGCCCCUCGACAGGGGAGCCAUGUCCCGGCUGAAGGCGAACAUCACGAACCGUCACGCUCAUGGUUUCCAAACCGACUCUCACCUGAUAUUCGCCGUGGCCACGCGCGACCUCAUUCGCGAUCCAGCCCCUGUCGGGAGUGAGCUUCUCGGGUCGGACCUUCCGGAAUUCGACCUCCAAGACAGCGUGGAGCCUCGGUCGGUACUCGCGCUUGCUGGACAACACCAUAUCGGACCGCAAACGAGCUCGGCAUCAGAGGGAGCGAAGUCGUCGAGUGAUGAUGUCGAUCUAGACACCAUGGAUGAUCUCGAACGUCGGAUGGAGGAGGUACGAUGGUGGGGUGUGCGAUUGUACGACCUCAAGAAGAUUCAGUCGGAUGAAGAGCUUGCGGAUCAUCUGUCGCGCAACGAGUCCAAGGUUCAACACUCGGAGACGGAGGAAGAGUCGCUGGUCCAGAAGUUGAACCGAAUCCGCAGCAUCCUAGCAGACCUCGGAAUGGCAGAGUUCAUGAAGAAGCACCAGUCGCUCACCUUGUCGAAGCUGAAGCUGAAUAUCAACUCGUCGAUGUCACGGAUCAUCAUGAACGUCUACAUGCUCCUCAUGGUCCUCUCGAUGACGCGACAUGGGUCGCACUUUAGGGCUCAGCCGGAGUUCCGAGUGUCGUGGCUGAAGAACCUCAGCGAUGCUCACGGGACGAUCUUCAUGUCGCAGCUGCUUUCAUGGAUCUUCAUACGACAGUCUGAACGCAUGGCUUUGGUCGACUGCGUCUACACCGGGAGAUCUGAGCAGAGAGCCGACGCGACAGAUGAGGCAUCUCGCGCCGACAACCCCAGCAAUGCCGAGAACGUCGGCGACAUCGAGGUCGUUCGUGGCGACGCCUGGCCCUCUUUCCAGACAAUGAGGAGUGCGUUGGGUACGUCCAAGUCGGUUGCCCCUUACCCCUACACUGCCGAGGAGCUGGCGAUACUCGCUCGCAACUUUUCCCUGGGUGAACGACGAUUCCAGGGCAUAUUCCACGACGACGCGAUCAUGGAAGCCCUCGACGAUGCGUAUGUAGACGCGUUCCGAGGUGUCGACAACAUGUUUAUGAUGCUUGGAAUCGACAUGCCCGAGUAUUGUUCCGCACUCGCCACCUACCGCAUCGCCGUUGUGGCCCUCCUCCGCGAACACUUCCCCGUCGAGGACGCCGAGUUAACCAAGUCCUAUCGAGUGCCCAAGGAGCAGCGCAGGCUUUCCAUAGCGACUCGAAACUACGACCAGCUGCUCUCUCGGGUGCUCUACAGUUUGUCGGAACGCGAUGACGGCGGAAACUUGAAGCCCUUACCAUUCCUCACGAUCAGCGUCUUCCGGGACCUCCACAGGGCAUUCAGCCAGACACCUUUGGCUUUCAAAGAGGUUGCUGGUUGGUUCGAGGGGCUCCAUUGGUACUACCGCGGCUCGAACGCCGCAACGCAAGACUUCAACGACGCGACCAAUGCCAUCUUCAUUGCUGCGAACAGAUGGAGGGCGGAAGAAUUGAACGCAGCCCAGCAUCAUACUAUCCUGGAUAGGUAUGACAAUAUUGCCGACGUAUUCAUAUUGGGAAAGGCGCACCUCAUGCCUGACCUCGAGCACAGCAUGUCGGACAUCACCAUCCAUAGGCCGACAAACAAGCAGGCGCUCAAGGCGAUCGUCGCGUCGGGGGCUGUGUAUAAGAACAAACAGCUCAUUCUGCCUAAAUCCGACUCUGUUGUCGUUAAUCCGGCGGCGCUGAGGUUCUGGAACGGCAUGGGUGGGCUGUACUCAAUCACAACUCAUCAUAAUGCGUUGCUACUCAAGGUCGGGGUUAAGCCCCUCCCGAGGAAUGGGUAUCCGACGGAGUAUCCAGCCAAUCCUUUGGGAUACCGACUCAUUCGCAGUGGCACCUCUAGAGACAUCCUCCGAACGGCAACUAGCAUGAAGGAAGUCAGGAGCUACGAGUGGCUGUACGCUGCGGCGGUUGUUGAGGAUUCCAUCAUUCGCACCUAUCGCACGAGCAAAGUCUUGGGCAUCUUGCCCAGCAAUCUACGGUUUCUCUUGCGAGAGGCGAUGAAUAUCUACAGCCACGUCGGACAGCCUGACGACGACGACGAUCCGUUUGCGACUAUGGGGACCUAUUUUGCGUUCUGGGACCAGCCCACGGAGCCUGACGACUUCGUAAUGAAUGAGGAGAUCUGGCAUAGCGUGACCAUCGAGGACAUCGUGGAGAAAGUCGGAUUGCUGCAGGUAGCGUCCAGCAUGCAGCUGGAGCGAAAGCAGCUGUGCGACCUGGUUGCCACGCUCGAGGCCAGCCCCCUUGGAAAGUAUCGUGUACCGGAUACUGGGAACCCAAAGCGGACUGCACCGCUGUCGAGGGAGUGGUCGUUAGCUAUGGAUGCAAUAGUACAGGCAGCCAUUCAGACAUGCACCAGACGACGUCUCUGGAAGGAAGGAGAAUCAGAGAGUUUGCCCUUCGACAGAACAACGGUAGAUUACGAGAUGCCAUCGCUCGUGUCGGAGGUUCACACCCACAGAAAAAGCGUCGGGCCUAUAUUCAGACUUCAUGGUGUGCUAGUGAUCGAUGACGAGGAGGAGAAAGCAAAGGCCAAAAAGAAGUCGGAGGCGUCAGGAUCGACUAGCAAGAGAGAGGAGAACGCAGGGAUCCAAGUCGACGCUAAGCCCAGUGGCGACAACUCGAAGCCUGAGCCGAUGAAGGGAAAGCGCAAGUCGGGGCCUCCCAAGUCGCGUGCCAUCAUCUUGGACAGUGACGAGGACGCUCCCUAUGAACUGGAUCCAGAGGUCGACGACACCUUCGACAACGCACUUGCGACGCAGACCUUCAUACCCACUCCAGAUGACGAUGAAAUCAUGAGCAUCCCAGACAGUGAGCAUGUUGAAGUACUAGAGACACCGGCGAAUGCGCCACAGGCACCCCGUCAUGUCGAGACCCGUCCGACAAAGCCACAGCCCCAGGCCGAUCUCCCAGUGACGCCUCCACGACGUGAGAACACGUCGGCAGCGGGACCUCGAGACAAGUCUUCCGGAUUUCAGCCACGUAAGAUGACGGGUUCAUCGGGAACGUUUACGGUGUUGGAGCCAGGCAAGCCAGGUGCUCAUUAUUAUUGCUGGUCUCAUCCUUUGGAUUUGGUGCGAUCGGAGAAUGUGGCGUGCAUGAACGUACGCGUUGCAGGACUCUACGACUUUGAUGCGCCGUCUACUGAGGAGCCUCCCAGUGCGGCUGCCAUUGCACGGGUGCUACAGAGCGUGAAGGCGAGGAUAAUUCCUGUUGAGGGACACCGCCGUGAGCGAGCUGCGGAGCCAGAGACGAUCGAUCUAGACGCUACGACCGACGAUGAGCCACCGCGGCCAGUGGAAAGAAAGGUCGUGAAGAACAUGAAGCCCAAGGCUGACCUCUCUGCUAAUGCCGAUGCGAAGCCCUCUGCAGGAGGAGGCAAGAAGGCCCGCGACAGAGUACCUCCUCCAGCGCUGCGUCCGCCACCGCGACUCAGGCGUCGACAUCAUCGACCGUUCCCGCCAAACGUCAAUCCAAUGCGGCGGAUGCAGACGGUCGGGCCGAGAAGAAGGCCAAGGUGGCGGCCCCAGCGCCCCCAGGAAGUCGGCCGACACAUCGAAGGCGAAGAACGCUGGUUCGGCUUCCAAGAAACCGAGCGCGAAGAAAACACAGCUAACCGAGAUCAAGGCAAAAGUCUUCAGGAUGAUUCGGAGGACGAGGAUGAAUACGGUGCCAAGAAGUUCAAUCCCAUCGUCAAGGGCGCGACGAAGCCGUCUGGAAGCCGUCCGCGUCCAUCAGAGACAAGUGGGCAGAACCUCAAGAUGGUUUCAGAUGCAUAA